CUCUCGGAUUAUCGCCCAACACUUUGCACUUCCGGUGACUAAGGAUUUUCAAGCAAGCAAGUAACACGAUUCUAGAAAGAACAACAAACUAGAUCUACCCUACUUGAUAUUAUACUAGUUGAAAUGGAUCGUUUGCUGAGUUUAGGUGGUAGAGUCCCAGGCCUGGGCCAGGGUACCCCUCCCACUGAUGUUCCAGUCGUGGAUACUGCAGAACAAGUCUACAUCUCAUCUCUGGCCUUGUUGAAGAUGCUGAAGCAUGGCCGUGCUGGUGUUCCUAUGGAAGUGAUGGGUUUGAUGCUUGGUGAAUUUGUUGACGACUACACAGUCCGCGUCAUUGAUGUUUUCGCCAUGCCCCAGUCAGGAACGGGUGUAAGUGUUGAAGCUGUGGAUCCUGUGUUUCAAGCCAAGAUGUUGGACAUGCUCAGACAGACGGGAAGGCCGGAAAUGGUGGUGGGUUGGUACCACUCCCAUCCUGGCUUCGGCUGCUGGCUCUCAGGUGUGGACAUCAACACACAGCAGAGUUUUGAAGCUCUGUCGGAGCGGGCGGUGGCCGUGGUCGUUGACCCCAUUCAGAGUGUGAAAGGAAAGGUUGUAAUCGAUGCGUUCCGUCUGAUCAACCCUAACAUGAUGGCUCUGGGACAGGAGCCCCGGCAGACCACCUCCAACCUGGGACAUCUCAACAAGCCUUCCAUACAGGCCUUGAUCCAUGGACUAAACAGGCACUACUACUCAAUUGCCAUCAACUACAGGAAGAAUGAGCUGGAGCAAAAGAUGUUGCUGAAUCUCCACAAGAAGAGCUGGGUGGAUGGGCUACAGCUGCAGGACUACGCUGACCACUGCUCGCUCAACGAAAAGACUGUUGGGGGCAUGCUGGAGCUGGCCAAGAACUACCACAAGGCACUUGAAGAGGAGGAGACUAUGACUCCGGAGCAGCUGGCGAUCAAGCACGUGGGCAAACAGGACCCCAAACGCCACCUGGAGGAGGAAGUGAAUGUGGUCAUGACCAAGAACAUUGUGCAGUGCCUGGGGGCCAUGCUGCAUACUGUCGUCUUUAAAUAAAACAGA
Messenger RNA from Aplysia californica (California sea hare), 1065 nucleotides. Its product is annotated as 26S proteasome non-ATPase regulatory subunit 14. Gene Ontology annotation, biological process: proteasome-mediated ubiquitin-dependent protein catabolic process; protein deubiquitination. Lineage: Eukaryota; Metazoa; Mollusca; Gastropoda; Aplysiida; Aplysiidae. The transcript is spliced from 10 exons. Gene Ontology annotation, molecular function: metallopeptidase activity; protein binding; proteasome binding. The record is from RefSeq and is a predicted model, not a curated record. The coding region runs from base 124 to 1059 and encodes 311 amino acids. Gene Ontology annotation, cellular component: proteasome regulatory particle, lid subcomplex.